ACUGAACGAAACUCUCCGAAACGCUGUGAACUGCAGAGGCGUUAGCUAGCGUUUCGUGGUAGGGACGGCGGAGGCGUCACACGUUGGCGGUGGUUGGUGCUGCUGGCUGUGGGUUGCAUGAGACCGACUGACUCAGAUACCCAAGCAACAAGUGUGCGGGCGGGUGGACAGCGCUGAGCUCUCUCUCUCUCUCCUCUCUUGCUCCCUGACGUGAAGGGGAGGGGGGAAAAACCCGUGUCUUGUAGAAUUCUACACGUGUCGUAACUGUGUCAUCGCUAUGGUUAUCCUUCGAAGCCAAGGCAGUAGAUCGAGCAUGGCCAUCGACGCCAGCGGUGUGUGGCCCGCCCCCAGCUGCCGACGCGGUGCUGUGACCGCUUACAAGUUCCGUGUGCGAGAGGAACGGAAGCGAGUGAUCCGCCUCUCCAACGAGAAGUACCGCACCAUUGAUGACCACGAGAGCGGCUUGCGACGAUUCGUCCUCAUCAAGAAUACCUUGAGGCGCCUGCAGAGGGAGGCACGCGAGGAGAAGCUGGCCCGUCACCGCGCUGGCAGCAACAACGUCUCCCCCUCUUACCUGUCCGCCUCUCGCCCCCGUGCCUCGUCCCCGCCCUGCGACAUGCAGGUGUCUGACGUGUUAAGCGAGUACGGCCAGCCCACCCCCGCCCCUCUCACGUCCUUGGAAGAGGACGACCCUCUGUCAUCCCCGGCCAAGAAACUUAAGCUCUUUCAUGACGACGACAAGGAAAACUCCCGGGACUCGUGCGAGACGAGGCUGCAGUGCGAGAUGGACCAGAAGGAAGACAGUCGGGGAGUCAUCGAUGACACGAUCCUAAGGGACUUGUACGAGACGUUAUCUCCCGACCCCCUGUCGUCGCCCCGCCCCGGUACCCCAACGCCGCCCCGCCCAGACACGCCUUACUCCACCUCACCGUACUCCUGCAACCUGCCGACUACCACCACCUCCUCGCUGGCCUGCUCUCCUGGCACCAACACCACGUGCAGCGCUGCCCCCGCCGCCUCCACCACCACCACCUUCAGUAGUGGCGCGGGAUCAGGCAGCUUCUACGAGUGGUCAAGGCCGCAGCAGCAGCAGCAGUACGCCUGCGGGCACGCCUCGCUCCUAGGCAACGAUCUACAGUCAGUCGUUUUCCACAGUCUAAUUGCCUCCCUGGAGUCCUAACGCGCGUACAAUGCUGUUGGCGAACUCCAGCAGCAAGAGCGGUGACUCGCGAGGACUGCAGUGCCAUGCCAAAGAGGUGCAAUCACUCUGGUGGGCCGCCCCCGGACCGUGUGUGAUUCAUCAAGUGUUAUCAGCUGUGAUCUUAACGUUAUUUCGCGGAGCCCUGACUCGUGCAGUGCCUCAGAGACGUGUGUAGCGGGCGGGGCGUCCAGAUCUCGACCCGCCCAGUGCAGGUGGCGGCCUCGAGGGGCGCCGGACACAGAGUCUAGUGCUAGUAUCAGAGAGACAGGGUGAGCCGUGGACUUUGUAAAGUAAGACUCAUGCACUCAUAAUUCAGACACACGCAUUCAUUACUAUCAUUCAUCCUCGCCAAAUUCUCUACACACAUUGCCACAUUUUCUUGGUCCCUGCAGUGUUUAUUUGUCGCUUUAGGGAGUGAAGCCGUACAGGCAGUGCCCUAAGAGGCCUCUUCCGUCCCUGCCAGCCCCCGGGACAGGCAAGGGAGGAAGCGGUCUCCUGCCCCGGCCCAGGAGGCGUGGGUGCGGACGCCUUGGCCUCCACCUGACGUUCGUGACUCACCUCAUGAUGUCAGCGGAGCGUCGUGGGUUCCCCUCACUCAACUUCCGGCUCCAGAACACUUCCUCGGGUUCCCUUCAGCCUGGCCUCGGCGCCGCUCUCAACUCGCAGGCAUUUUGUUAUCUAGUCCUUGUUUGUCCAAAGUUCUUGUUUAUGUUGGUGGUGGCGGGUUUCUGUUGACUGUUUGUAUGCGUAUGAGUGCGCGUACAUGAGGGAGAGAGGGAGAGAGAGAGAGAGAGAGAGAGAGAGUGUGUGUGUGUGUGUGUGUGGGUGUGUGUGGGUGUGUGUGUGUGUGUGAGAGUGAGUGAGUGAGUGAGUGAGUGAGAAAAUGUGCCUGUGUUCCUCUUGACAGUCCAAUCCUUACAUGCAUGUGGGUUUUGUGAGUAGCCUGGACAAGGUCAACAAGCAGCCGCCGCCAAAGGUCGUCUUGUGUCCCUGUCCCUCGCAUCGCCCCUCCCCACACACAACACAGAAACACCUCAGAGGGCGAGGUCCCAGCACCUUCCCGUGCCAUCAGAUCAUCGCAUAAAUUAGACUUAGUUUUUACAAUUUUGUAUAUUGUACAAAUGUAUAUGAUGAAAACAUUUGGUUAUGAUUAAGAGGUAUUUGUAUUUAGUUUGUAUCAUAGUGAAGCUGUGAAGUUACAUCAUGUCAAUACCAAGAUGUCGCUUGUAUAAAUAUUUUUGUUCCAGGUUGAAUGUAUCAUUAUUAGUCGAUGAUUCGCCAACGAUUUCAAACUAAGAGAUGUAAAAAUAGACAUUUAUUUACGCAAAAAAAGGUUGUAUCAAUUCCUGUUUAUUCUGGUAACGCCUACUUAGAGUUAAAAGGAAGUAAAACAUAACAAAUCGAUGAGAGAGGCGAGUCAGGAGGAGGGGCGCGGCCUGCCUUAAGAUUCCCUCGUUAACGUGCACUUGGGAGGACAGCCAGACCCCCUCUGUGCCCUGCCCGCCUCCCCCGACACCCGUCAGCUCCUCCAAGUGCCUGGGUGGCGGUGGUGGUGGUGGUGCAAGACAUUUGAUUCUGCUCCUAUCGAUUCAGGACCUGGCCCUCCCCCGCCCCCUGACCCCUCUCGCCUCGGCGCCGCCACUACAGCACGGCAAGGCGGAAGGCUGUGUAUUGUGCCAGUGAGGGAUGCUUGAUUCCCUCAGGCAAUGGAGAUAUUACUAAAAAAAAAAAAAUAGGAAAAAAAAUUUUACAUGUAAAUGCCAACUCCGAAAGCCUUGAGACCCUCCGCUGCCUCUUGUUGUGGCGAUCGGCCUUCUCGCACGAACCUGGUCUUAUUAUUAUUAUUAUUAUUAUUAUUAUUAUUAUUAUUAUUAUUAUUAUUACCAUAGGUCUUGUGUUUGUUAUUUUUUUCAUGUUUCUCACCAAGUGAAUGUUUGCGAAGUUUGUUCUUCUCCACUUGACUUUCACUGUUCUGUUGUCAAGACCUUGUAAAGGCUAAGGGUUAAGCACAAUGUAAAGGAGGUUUAGAAUACAACUGGCCUAAUGUACAAAACGAAGCACCUCGCCGCGCCCGGUGCUGCUGGACGCGGCGGCGGGUGCUGAGAGUCACACUGGCUUUCUUAUGACGUAGGUAGUAUAAAUCUGCUACGUAGUGUUGAUGCUGUAACCAACUGUGACUAGUAGUGGUGAGGUUGUAGAGAACGAGAGGAAGGGUUGUUCCUGCCAAAACACAUGAGAAAGGUGUAUUGACUUGUUACAUUGUAUUUUGUGAAUUUUCCAAAUAUAUUAUAUGAAAGAGUA
Scylla paramamosain (green mud crab) is the source of this 3502-nucleotide messenger RNA. Its product is annotated as mucin-2-like. Gene Ontology annotation, cellular component: nucleus. NCBI's taxonomy places the organism in Eukaryota, Metazoa, Arthropoda, Malacostraca, Decapoda, Portunidae. The transcript is spliced from 3 exons. The coding region runs from base 278 to 1180 and encodes 300 amino acids. Gene Ontology annotation, molecular function: transcription regulator activity. The record is from RefSeq and is a predicted model, not a curated record.